UACGCGGCGUGGCGCGAACUGCUGUGGGGUCGGGCUGGGGCAGCGGCAGCGAUCGGGAUGGAUCUGGCAGUGGCGGCCGUGGGGGGCGCGGGCGCGGCGCCGCAGCACCAGCAGGUCCGCGAUGAGGUGGCCGAGAAGUGCCAGAAGUUGUUCUUGGACUUCCUAGAGGAGUUCCAGAACAGCGAUGGGGAGGUCAAGUACCUGCGAGAUGCUGAGGAGCUGAUCCGGCCGGAGCGGAACACGCUGAUCGUCAGCUUUGCGGAUUUGGAGCAGUUCAAUCAGCAGCUCUCUACCACUAUUCAGGAGGAAUUUUACAGGGUUUAUCCAUACCUGUGUCGAGCAACAAAGGCUUUUGCCAGAGACCACGGAAAUGUUCCUGCAAACAAGGAUUUUUAUGUUGCAUUCCAGGACCUGCCUACCAGACACAAAAUUCGAGAACUGACUUCAGCAAAGAUUGGCUCCCUGCUGCGCAUCAGUGGGCAGGUGGUUCGUACCCACCCCGUCCAUCCCGAGCUGGUCAGUGGAACCUUCCUGUGCCUCGACUGCCAGACAGUGAUCAAAGAUGUGGAGCAGCAGUUCAAAUACACCCAGCCAAACAUCUGCAGAAACCCAGUCUGUGCCAACAGAAGGAGAUUCCUGCUGGACACAAACAAAUCAAGAUUUGUUGAUUUCCAAAAGGUGCGCAUCCAGGAGACGCAGGGGGAGCUGCCGCGCGGCAGCAUCCCGCGCAGCCUGGAGGUGAUCCUGCGUGCAGAGGCCGUGGAAUCCGCCCAGGCCGGUGACAAAUGUGACUUCACCGGCUCACUGAUCGUCGUGCCUGACGUGUCCCAGCUCGCCACACCAGGGUUGCGUGCAGAAACCGGCUCGCGGGUGACGGGGACAGAGGGCUACGAAACCGAAGGCAUCCGGGGGCUGCGCGCCCUCGGCGUCCGGGAGCUCUCCUACAAACUCGUCUUUCUGGCUUGUUAUGUGGCACCCACAAACCCACGGUUUGGUGGAAAAGAGCUCAGAGAUGAAGAACAGACUGCAGAAAGCAUUAAAAACCAAAUGUCUGUGAAAGAGUGGGAAAAGGUUUUUGAAAUGAGCCAAGAUAAGAAUCUUUACCAUAAUCUGUGCACCAGCCUCUUCCCUACUAUCCAUGGUAAUGAUGAAGUAAAACGCGGGGUCCUGCUGAUGCUCUUUGGAGGAGUUCCCAAGACCACUUCAGAGGGCACUUCAUUGCGUGGGGACAUCAAUGUCUGUGUUGUUGGUGAUCCAAGCACAGCCAAGAGUCAGUUCCUAAAGCACGUGGAUGAGUUCAGUCCCCGUGCUGUGUACACCAGUGGCAAAGCCUCCAGCGCUGCGGGUCUGACGGCGGCUGUGGUGAAGGAUGAGGAGUCCCACGAAUUUGUCAUUGAGGCUGGAGCACUGAUGCUGGCAGAUAACGGUGUUUGUUGCAUUGAUGAAUUUGACAAGAUGGAGGUGCGGGAUCAAGUAGCCAUUCAUGAGGCCAUGGAACAGCAGACAAUAUCCAUUACUAAAGCUGGAGUGAAGGCUACUCUGAAUGCCAGGACCUCCAUUUUGGCUGCAGCAAACCCAGUUGGUGGCCGCUAUGACAGAUCCAAGUCACUGAAACAAAAUAUCAACCUGUCAGCUCCCAUCAUGUCCCGCUUUGAUCUCUUCUUCAUCCUCGUGGAUGAGUGUAAUGAGGUGAUAGAUUACGCCAUUGCCCGGCGCAUCGUGGAUCUGCACUCCAGAGUGGAGGAGUCUGUUGACCGUGUCUAUUCCUUGGAUGAUAUCAGAAGAUAUCUACUGUUUGCAAGACAGUUUAAACCAAAGAUAUCCAAGGAGUCUGAGGACUUCAUAGUGGAGCAGUACAAGCGGCUGCGGCAGCGCGAUGGCUCCGGAGUGGCCAAGUCGUCCUGGAGGAUCACAGUGAGGCAGCUGGAGAGCAUGAUCCGCCUCUCUGAGGCCAUGGCCCGCAUGCACUGCUGUGAUGAGGUUCACCCAAAACAUGUGAAGGAAGCUUUCAGGCUUUUAAAUAAGUCCAUCAUUAGAGUUGAGACUCCUGAUGUCAAUUUAGACCAAGAUGAUGACCAGCAAAUGGAGGAUCAAGAGGACCAAGAUGGAGUCAAUGGUGAGGCAGAAGCUCCAGCUGGGGUCAAUGGCCUUGUGAAUGGGAUCAAUGGCCAUUCUGAGGAUGUGAGCAAGGAUGCUGCACCCAAAGCUUCUCUCAGGCUGGGCUUCUCUGAGUACCGACGCAUUUCUAAUCUCCUGGUGCUGCACCUCAGGAAAGCAGAGGAAGAAGAGGACGAUGCAGCACUAAAGAGGAGUGAACUUAUUAAUUGGUAUCUAAAGGAAAUUGAAUCUGAAAUCGAAUCUGAAGAAGAACUAAUUAAUAAAAAGAAGAUCAUAGAGAGAGUCAUUCACCGACUUACACAUUAUGACCACAUUCUGAUCGAACUGUCCCAGUCAGGACUGAGAGGAUCCAGAGAAGAGGAGACUUUUGAUGAUGAUCCAUACCUGGUUGUCAACCCCAACUAUCUGCUGGAGGACUGAGGGCUGAGCUCUAACCAUUGUAGAGCUCCCUGGUUACAAGCUGGGAAAUGCAUUCUUUCCUUGCAGGGCUUGCUGUGUGGCUCAUUGCUUAAAUUCCUCUGCCUGUGCCAGAGUGUGCUCAGUAAUGUGGGAUUUCUCACUUACACUGAGCACACCUGGAAAGCUUUUAAAGACAUCCCACACAUGUAUUAGUUCCACUGUUAGCUCUGAAUUUCAGUGCCAUCAUCUGGAUGCAGAGGAGAAUCAUCCAAUAGCUAUUUUCAUCAUCAAGCUAUGUAGAUGUUUCUAUUUUAAAUAAGAUUGAUUUUACAUUGUUCUUCUGUAGUAGACAUUUUAUGCUAUAAGUUUUUACUGUUUUUCUUAUUAACAUAAAUAAAAGCUCAUUAAAUGUCUGGGGGUGGGUUUGUUGUUACUCACAUGUG
Messenger RNA from Zonotrichia leucophrys gambelii, 2960 nucleotides. It is a transcript of the gene MCM6, whose product is annotated as minichromosome maintenance complex component 6. The record is from RefSeq and is a predicted model, not a curated record. Gene Ontology annotation, molecular function: single-stranded DNA binding; single-stranded 3'-5' DNA helicase activity; ATP binding. NCBI's taxonomy places the organism in Eukaryota, Metazoa, Chordata, Aves, Passeriformes, Passerellidae. The transcript is spliced from 17 exons. Gene Ontology annotation, cellular component: MCM complex; nucleus. Gene Ontology annotation, biological process: DNA replication initiation; double-strand break repair via break-induced replication; mitotic DNA replication. The coding region runs from base 58 to 2538 and encodes 826 amino acids.